AUGUGUAUUCUUUUAGGUUUAGAUUCCCUUGUUUGGAUAGAUGCUUAUUUAAAUGAAGAAGAGAAGUUUCGGGACAGUUACCAGGAAGUGUGGUCGAGUCAAAUGGUAUUUACAAUGAAUAUGACAAUCAAACACCAUCAGUUCAUGUUCUUAGUUCCGCCGUUGACUCCUUUGCUGUUACAAUCAAACACCAUCACGAACAACAAUGUCAAGCUACAUUUAUUACUAUUCAUUGGUAAUGAAAUUUGUUCUCCUUCAUUUAUGACUGGGCCCCUUCUAAAUUCACACGGGACAGGUGACUUAGGGUUUCUACAACACAAGAGCUAUUCAUUCUUGGUUUUGUAUUUUGGCACUUUUGGAUGUGCAGUUUGUUGA
This is a messenger RNA of Candida tropicalis MYA-3404, 375 nucleotides long. RefSeq lists its product as uncharacterized. The transcript has a single exon. The record is from RefSeq and is a predicted model, not a curated record. Bases 1 to 375 code for a protein of 124 amino acids. Lineage: Eukaryota; Fungi; Ascomycota; Pichiomycetes; Serinales; Debaryomycetaceae.